Molecule: messenger RNA, 1204 nt
Organism: Cercospora beticola
Lineage: Eukaryota; Fungi; Ascomycota; Dothideomycetes; Mycosphaerellales; Mycosphaerellaceae
Source: RefSeq, a predicted model, not a curated record
CAAAACACCCGAAUCCACCGAAUACAACCACUUCAUCUUCCUCUCUCACCGCUCAUCUUCCUCUGAUAACCUGUCGCGGACCAUCAACAGCGCCAACAGUGCCUUUCACCCCGACGAUCGCGCAAAGAUGGACUUCUCAGAUAUCUUCCGAAUCGUGAACUUGGCCGUGGGUAUUUUCAUCAUUCUGGGAGGUGUUGGACAGUUCUGGCCUGGGAUCACAGUGCAAGGAAUCAUUCUCGCCGUAUACCUCUGGAUCUUUGGACUGGCAACGGCUGGUCUCGAAUUCCAGAUCCCACCUCAGGUCGCACGAUAUGCUUCUUUCAUGUUCUCAUUUAUUGGACGCGGAAUUUUCUACAUCUUUGUUGGCUGUAUCCAGAUGGGCGACAGAUGGUGGAAGUACCUCAGCGGUGCGCUUGUCGUCUUCGUCGGUAUCGCGUACGUCGUGCUCGAGUUUACACCAAGCAUCGAACCACCUGCGAAUAUGAGGGAUGCGGAUGCUGGUUGGGGUGCCGAGCAGGUCUAAGCGCGCAGCAUCGAGCGAAUCUAAGAGCCUGGAGAAGUGGGGCGGAAGGUGGAGAGGAAGGCGCUGUGAUGAAUUAGAAGACGUGGGCAGACAGCGCGAAGAUGGUGAAGAGACGACGAUCUAAUGAGCAUGAGUGGGUGUGGCCAGGUCGGCUUGUAACAUACUGUAUCAGCUGGUCACAAUGGUUCCGCAGCGAGGCGUUCCGUGGUGCGGUAUUGAAGAGUUUCGUAGUGGACAUGAAUGAGAAGCGACAUUGGACGAAGCGAAUCGCUUUGGUGGAAAUGCAGCGCAUCUCAAGGAUCUAGACAAUGGUCUUCAUCAUGCUAGGAGAAACUCCGCUUGUGGCCCAGGCACCGAUCCAUGGCGAACGGGACCCAGGCGACUCGGGAACGAGGAGUGACACCAGAGAGCUCCGUUUCAUGAACUCGUUCGACAUACCGAAGCAAUGCGAACCACCACCGGGCUUAUGGGCGAAAUUGAAGCGCGAUAUUGUUUCCUGGCGAUGGGAAUGUGUCGCCGCAGCGAGAUGUUCAAUUCUCGUAUUUCCACGCUGUCUACCACUAGACUUCAAUCGGAGGCAUCACUUUCCCUCAAAAUGUACCUCCCCCUCGUCGGCUCCAUUCCCUCCCAAUGCCCACACCCCAUCCCAUAUAUUAGGCUGCCCCAAGGCGGAAUCCUCAG